AUGCAUGUAUCACAUAAUAAUCCUCAUAUUUCUCAGGCUCCAGCGAGGGCUCCAGAUGAACUAGCAACGACUUCCAAGACAGUUCAAUACAACAGUGUAAAUAAUAGUUUGAUUGCUGAUAGUCUCACUGAUAACUCGCCACAAAAUAUUUUUUAUUUAAAUGCUGAAAAUAUUAAAGAUAUUUAUUCGAGUAAUGAACCAUACAUUUCCACUGCUACUGUUGCCACAAGUGACAUAUCACCGACCGAUACGAAUACUUUAAAUGAUAAAUUAUUAACAAACAUUAUUGAAAACCAAGGAAUAAUUAUAGAAAACCAAGCAACUUUACUCGAAAGCUUGAAAGGACUUGGAACUAAUGAUAAUCAGCUGAUAAUCUUGCAGCAGUUAUCAAAAUUUGAGGCUAUGGCAGAUAUAGUCGAAGAUAUAUACAUAGACCGCAUUGAAGCAGUAGAACAAUUUGAUGCAUUUGAAAGUAAGCUAAAAGACAGAAAAAUAAUGCAGGAAAAUAUAGAAAGACUUAGACAAGUUUGUGGAAAAAGAGGUGAUGGCCAUGGAGUUAACAACUGUUACAUAUUAAUUGAUAGGAUGUUCUCCAGAAAAUUCAUGACCCUGUGCUCGUGGGCUGGUGGCGCAAGAGGAGAACAGGAAAAAGUGGCUUUUAAGAUGUAUAAAAACGUUAUUUCGCUUUUUUUUAACAUCGUGCAUUUAUCAGACAAAAGUUUCACACAAAAAGACUGCGAGGAUUUUAUCAAAAAUGUCAUAAGGAACUCGACCAGGAGAAGCAAAAGCGAUCUGUUAAGAACUUCAGCUAUUAAAAGAAGGCUCCCUAAGAAACCUGCUUCUGCCUCAGCGAGGAAAUGGAAAAACCACAGGAAAAAGUUGAUUCCAAUGACAUCAUUGAAAAUGAAAUACCUUACGUUAGAUGACGAAAAUGGCAUGGAAGAGCAAUGUAACUCUGAUGCUUUAUCCGAUAGUCAGGAAUGCGACCAAUAAGCCAGCCCAUUGAUUGACGGUUCCAAAGAAGAGAAUUUUGUGAUUUAUUUUUAUUUACUGAAGACAUGAAAACUGCAGUGUCAUGAAUAAUGAAGUUUAUUUUGUUUUUAUGUUACAUACAUAUAUAUGAUUUAUAUAAUGUGAAAGUUUUUUUUAUAGGGUUAAAAGACAUUUGAUUUAUAUAUAUAUAUAAUAUAGGUAUUAUAAUAUUCC
This is a messenger RNA of Ceutorhynchus assimilis (cabbage seed weevil), 1206 nucleotides long. The record is from the annotation of a GenBank genome assembly. Lineage: Eukaryota; Metazoa; Arthropoda; Insecta; Coleoptera; Curculionidae.